AUGCCGCACCGCCUGGAACUAAACGCGGGCGCGCCGUUGCUCGCGGAAGCCUUCAUCCGCCAAUGGGGGCCCGGGCGCAUUAUUGCGAGUGGGGUCACCCCGGCGCACCCUCCCCGAGGGCCGGCUAUUCACCACGAAAAGGCCGACGGUGCGUUGCCAACUGCCCUCAUGAACUCUCAGCCCGCCAACAUGGCAAAAAUGCCACGGAAAGGCAAAAUCCAUUUUCUUUCUUUUUUUGCUCCGCCCACGGCCCAAGAGCCACCAGCUAUGGCAACUCAAUUGCGGGGGAUGUGCCAAGCAAAAGCGUGGUAA
Molecule: messenger RNA, 312 nt
Organism: Trypanosoma rangeli
Lineage: Eukaryota; Euglenozoa; Kinetoplastea; Trypanosomatida; Trypanosomatidae
Exons: 1
Coding region: 1-312 (103 amino acids)
Source: RefSeq, a predicted model, not a curated record